Messenger RNA from Xenopus tropicalis (tropical clawed frog), 1837 nucleotides. It is a transcript of the gene hmbs, whose product is annotated as hydroxymethylbilane synthase. Gene Ontology annotation, cellular component: cytosol. Gene Ontology annotation, molecular function: hydroxymethylbilane synthase activity. Gene Ontology annotation, biological process: porphyrin-containing compound biosynthetic process; tetrapyrrole biosynthetic process. Lineage: Eukaryota; Metazoa; Chordata; Amphibia; Anura; Pipidae. The record is from RefSeq and is marked provisional.
CCGAAUGGCUUAGAGCGGUAAAAGACCAAGGCUAAUAAGUAGUCAGUUUCGUACUACGUUUGCUUCUUCUCUUCGCUUGGGAAAAAGACACGCUGCAGCUAGGACCAAAGAUUUCUUUACAAGCGUGGCAGCAUGGAAGGUGCAGAGGAGAACAAACAUGUUAUUCGUGUUGGGACAAGGAAAAGUCAGCUGGCCCGCAUACAGACUGAUAGUGUGGUGGAAAUGCUGAGCAAGAGGUUCCCAUCUACACACUUUGAUAUUGUUGCCAUGUCUACUACUGGGGAUAAAAUCUUGGACACAGCACUUUCAAAGAUUGGAGAAAAGAGCCUCUUCACCAAAGAGUUGGAGAAUGCACUUGAGAGAAAUGAGGUCGAUCUGGUUGUUCAUUCACUGAAAGAUUUACCGACCUCCCUGCCACCUGGAUUUACCAUUGGAGCAGUGUGCAAGCGCGAGAAUCCAUAUGAUGCGGUUGUGUUUCACCCUAAAAGAUAUGGGAAUACCUUGAGCACAUUGCCUGAAAAGAGUGUAAUCGGAACUAGCUCCCUCCGAAGAGCAGCACAGCUUAAGAAAAAAUUUCCACACUUGGAGUUUAAAGAUAUUCGUGGCAACUUAAAUACAAGAAUGAAGAAACUGGACGAAAAGGAGGAUUUUAGUGCAAUUAUCUUAGCAGCAGCUGGACUGCGCCGUAUGGGCUGGGAAAACAGAAUUGGACAGAUUCUGACAUCGGAUGAAUGUCUCUAUGCUGUGGGGCAGGGGGCUCUUGCUAUAGAAGUACGAGCUAAAGACCAGGAUAUCUUGAGCAUGGUGUCUGCUCUACAGGAUCCUGAGACAGUUCUACGCUGCAUAGCAGAGAGAGCCUUCAUGAAGAGACUGGAAGGGGGCUGCAGUGUUCCAGUGGCAGUGAAUACAGUUGUGAAGGACUCUCAGCUCUACCUUACUGGUGCUGUAUACAGCUUGGAUGGUUCUGAUUCUCUGAAGGAGACAAUGCAGAGUUGCAUAAACUUCCCACAGCAAGAAGUGGAAGGACCCAAUGAUGAUGUGCAGCAUGUUGGUAUCACAGCCCUAGGUGUUUCACACCAAGCUUUGGAAUCUGCAGAAUGUUUAGGUACAGGGUUGGCAGACUUGCUGUUAAGCAAAGGUGCUAAAGAAAUCUUAACUGUGGCGCGGCAGCUAAAUGAUUCUAGAUAAUGGAGAGAGACGGAACAGCCAAAAAGCCACUAAACUUGACUACUGCUAGAGGCCUGUAACAUCAAGAAAUAUGUGCUUUGUUCAUGAUAUGCAGAAAAGGCUAAAUUCUGUCAGGGGGGCAGAUAAAUUCUUCUUUGGGCCCCAGGCUGAACCCCACCCCCUCCUACUCCAGCCUCAGUCCUACUCCUGCUCCACUUAACCCACAUUCUUCCCCAGUCCCACAACACUUGGCCCCCUGGGAAUUAUGGGCCCUGGGAGGUUUCAGGUCUCAGAUGGGCCAUAUGGAGACCCACCACUGAAAUCAGUUUUAUAUGGUAUUCGAUUAUAUAACUUAACAAGUUAAUGUAUAUUAAAAAAGCUCUUAUAUUUUACUAUUUAAAUGGGGUCUUGUUCGUUUAAACAAAAGGUUGCAGCCUUUUUAGAGAAGAAACCAAACAAUUCUUCAUAUUAUGAAAUAGACAUAGAUCAAUGAUUAUGUUACACAAUACACCCAGAAGCAGAAUUCUUCACAAAUGUAUGCUGCUCUGACAAUAGAAUGAUUUGGAUUGUAAUUUUUCAUCAGUGUUAUGGGAUAAUGUUUUUGGUAUUUUUUGCAAUUAUCCAUUGUAGAAAGUUAUAUUUGGCUGAAUAUUAAACAAAUGUAGAUUUA